UGCCCCUCCAGUUGAGCAGUAAUGUGAAGACCUUCCUGGUUUCACAUCCCACAGAGAGAGAGAGAGAGCAUAUACUUCUUCUCGAUGAAGAGAUGAUGCGAAAAUCACCAAAUUUGGGAAGAACGAGAACAAAUUGCUAGAGCUCUGAUCUUUCAGUUCUCAAGUAAACCGAAAGAAAAGAAGGAAUAUAAUGGAGACUCCCUGGAACAAUUGGUUCUCAGAUAGUGAAAUUAGUGAUUCAGGGUUUCUACAGCAGUGGGAAAUUGCAUCAAGCAACAACAAUAGACAAGAUAAUAUAAAUAUUAAUCAGCAGGUAGUAGGAGCAGCAGGAGCAGCUGGAGCAGCUGCAGUAGGAAUGGCAUGUGAUAGCCAGAACUCGCCUCAGUCUUUGCAUGAUAUUGUGGGUCACUCAUCAGAUCAUUAUGGAUCAGGGACUAAAGCUCAGGAGACCAUCAGCUGGAACUUUAACCUGGGCAAUAAUAAUCAGAUGGAGCUUGAUCAUGGCUCUUGCUCAUCAUCAGGGCUAAUGCCACUUGACUUGCUGCCUAGUAAUCCAACUAAACAUGUUGCUUUUGCGAGGCCGAAGGAGGAGCAGAAGCGUGAACUACCUAUCCAACGAGGGAUGACGACCACCACCACGCUGUCGCAAGCGCAAGAGCAUAUCAUUGCGGAGAGGAAUCGGCGCGAGAAGCUGAACCAGAAGUUCAUUGCACUCUCUGCAUUGAUCCCUGGCCUUAAAAAGGCAGAUAAAGCUUCCGUUCUUGGAGAUGCAGUGCGCUAUGUGAAGGACCUCCAAGAAAAAGUGAAAACCCAAGAAGAACAAAACAUGGAGAGGACCAUCGAGUCUGUGGUCUUCGUCAAGAAGUCUCACGUCUCUAUCAACGACGAUGAAGGUUCAUCAUCGGAUGAGAACAACGGUGACAAACCACGGUUGUCGCAACUUCAACCUUUCCCCGAGAUCGAAGUGAAGGUCUCGAGGAAGACGGUGCUCGUAAGAAUCCAUUGUGAGAACAGCAAAGGUGUUCUCGUCAAGGUCUUAUCGGAGAUCGAGAACAUGAACCUCAUCAUAACCAACAACAAUGCAAUGCCCUUUCUUGGCUCCUCCAUCAAUAUAACAGUGACAGCGCAAAUGGAUGUGGAGUUCUCAAUGACAGUGAAGGACAUUGUGAGGAAGCUGAAAUCUGCUUUGGUGUAGGCCAUAAAAUAUAUGUUAAGAAGCUAAUUAUAAAGAGGGCCAUAUGAUGUCAUCUAAUCUUAUACCAUUUCUGAUUUUGAGGGGGAAACUACUGUUUCUCUUUUCCUUCAGCAAUAUAAAUUCUAGGGUUUUUCUUCACCAACUUUGUGUAAUCAUCUCUCAUCAAGCAAUUGCACUGUCUUUUGCACAACAGAUGGUGCAGGUGUUUCAUGUGAAGCUCAGCAACUCCCAUUUUAUAAUCCAACAAGGCUGAGUAGCUUUCCGGCUCCCAACAGCAUGACCACUUGUUAUUUCUUCAUUUGUUAAAUAGAUCACAACAGGUUGGCUGAAGAUUCUGCAUAAUGUCCAUGAUCAAGUUUGAUCAACUUCACUCGUAUUUUUUGUUCAUAAAGUGUUGAGUAGUACUUACCAACCGGAGAUUGCAAUCUUCUAAAGAAUUAUAUAUGAA
Messenger RNA from Zingiber officinale, 1643 nucleotides. Its product is annotated as transcription factor bHLH18-like. The coding region runs from base 191 to 1195 and encodes 334 amino acids. The record is from RefSeq and is a predicted model, not a curated record. Gene Ontology annotation, molecular function: protein dimerization activity. The transcript is spliced from 5 exons. Lineage: Eukaryota; Viridiplantae; Streptophyta; Magnoliopsida; Zingiberales; Zingiberaceae.